Molecule: messenger RNA, 795 nt
Organism: Hydra vulgaris (swiftwater hydra)
Lineage: Eukaryota; Metazoa; Cnidaria; Hydrozoa; Anthoathecata; Hydridae
Source: RefSeq, a predicted model, not a curated record
AUGAUAGGAAUGCUCAAAUAUUCUGAUGACUUUCAAAAAUCAACAGAAUCAACUCAACUUUGGUUUAAAGAUACAACAUUUACUGCAGUAGCUACUGAUAAUUUAGGAUUUGCAGCAAGACAAGUUAAAAUUAUUCAGAAACCUGCUACAAAAAGCACAUUUUCAUAUUGUAUUCCUUUAAAGCAUAUUUUUGGAUUCUGUGACGAUUAUGAUAAAGUGAUUUACGUAGUAAAGCAUUCACUCGCUAUUACAAGAAAAGGUGAUAAUGAUGCAAUUUUUAGAGCUGCUGGAGUAGCUGCAGGAAAAGUAAAUCUUACAAAAGUAUCAUUAUGGAUGAAGCAUGUUAUUCCAUCAGAUACGAUGAGAAGUGUACUUUUUAAUCAUAUUUAUCCGAAAGUAAUACUCGAUGUUGAUUUUCGUAGUAGAAUAUGUGAAUAUAAUUCUGUUACACCAAAUGCUAUGGGAUUUAAUUUUAAACUCAGUGGAAGAAAUGAAAGACCUAAAUAUAUCCUUCUUGUAAUACAAACUAAUAGAAGUGGAAAUCAAGAAGUUAACCCUUCAGUAUUCGAUAAUUGUGAUUUGAAAGCUAUUUCAGUAACGCUUAAUGGAAAACGGCAUCCUACAAAUGAUUAUAAUUUAAAAUUUACAAAUAUUCAAUUUUCAAGAGCUUAUUUAGAUUCAACUACUUUUAAUGAGAAGUUUUAUGGAACGAAUCAACUGUAUGCACAAAGCAGCAUACAUGAUGCAGAAUUUAAAGAAUUAUAUCCUAUUUAUGUUGUUGAUUUAAGCAAAUAA